Messenger RNA from Solanum stenotomum, 2902 nucleotides. RefSeq names its product leucine-rich repeat extensin-like protein 4. The transcript has a single exon. NCBI's taxonomy places the organism in Eukaryota, Viridiplantae, Streptophyta, Magnoliopsida, Solanales, Solanaceae. Gene Ontology annotation, molecular function: protein binding. The record is from RefSeq and is a predicted model, not a curated record. Bases 215 to 2425 code for a protein of 736 amino acids.
AUUCACACACACGCACCAAAAAUCCCUAAAAUAAAUUCAACUUCUUCUUCCCCUUUAUCUCUCUCCUUCUCAGAUCUCAAAGAACCAACCCCAUUUCCAGUAUCCCUUUUUUUCUCCACUUUUUUCAUCUCACAUUUGGUUAAAGAUUCAAUCUUUGAACCAAAAAAAGCAUAAAAAAAACAAGCAUUCUUGAUUUUCAGAUGACUCAUGUGAGAUGAAGGAGAAAACACAAACACCCAUUUGUUCUCUGUUUUUUCUUGUGCUCUGUUUGUUGUGUUCAGUCUUUGCUGAACACACAAAUGCUGAGUUUACUGUUUCUGAAAAUGGCCCUUUAACUGAUUCUGAAGCUCAGUUCAUCAAACACAGGCAGCUUUUGUAUUACAGAGAUGAGUUUGGUGAUAGAGGUGAAAAUGUGAAAAUUGAUCCAUCUAUGGUGUUUGAGAAUGAUAGAAUCAAGAAUGCUUAUAUUGCUUUACAAGCAUGGAAACAAGCUAUCAUUUCAGAUCCCUUUAAUAUCACUCUGAAUUGGGUUGGUCCUAAUGUAUGCAGCUACACCGGAAUCUUCUGUGCUCCGGCGUUGGAUAACCCCAAAAUCCGUACAGUUGCCGGCAUUGACCUUAACCAUGGUGACAUUGCAGGGUACCUCCCGGAAGAGCUUGGGCUUCUUACAGAUCUUGGGAUUUUCCAUAUCAAUUCAAACCGUUUCUGUGGUACAAUACCAAGAAAAUUCAGCAAGUUGAAGAUACUGUUCGAGCUGGAUCUGAGUAAUAACAGGUUUGCUGGGAAGUUUCCUUAUGUUGUUUUGAGUUUACCCAAGUUGAUAUUUUUGGAUAUUAGGUUCAAUGAAUUUGAAGGUAAUGUACCUUCACAGCUUUUUGAUAAGCCAUUAGACGCCAUUUUUAUUAAUCAUAAUCGGUUUGCGUUUGAGUUGCCGGAUAAUUUUGGGAAUUCGCCGGUUUCUGUGAUAGUUCUGGCGAGUAACAGUUUCCAUGGGUGUCUUCCGGCGAGUAUUGGAAAUAUGAGUAAUCUUAAUGAGGCGAUUUUAAUGAACAAUGGGUUACGUUCUUGUUUGCCGGCGGAGAUUGGGUUGUUGAAAAAUCUGACUGUAUUUGAUGUGAGCUUUAAUCAGUUGAUGGGUCCGUUGCCGGAGAAUUUUGGUGAUUUGGUGAAUUUGGAGCAAUUGAAUGUGGCACAUAAUAUGCUUUCUGGGACAAUUCCGAAAAGCAUUUGUCAGCUUCCUAAGCUUGAGAAUUUUACGUAUUCUUAUAAUUUCUUCACUGGUGAACCGCCGGUGUGUUUGGGGUUGCCGGAGUUUCAUGAUGAACGGAAUUGUUUGCCCAACAGACCGGUGCAACGCUCUCAGGGACAGUGUAAGGCCUUUUUGUCUAAAAAAAUUCAUUGCAGUGCUUUCAGGUGUCAUAAAUUUGUUCCUGUUUUGCCACCUCCUCCGCCACUUUCACCCCCCUUGCCUGCCCCUCCGCCACCUAUUUAUUCGCCUCCGCCACCAGUUUAUACUCCUCCACCUCCAGUUUAUUCACCACCGCCACCACCACCCUCUCCAUCACCACCUCCGCCUCCACCACCAGUCUAUUCACCUCCACCCCCACCUCCAUCUCCUCCUCCACCAUCACCAUCACCUCCACCUCCACCCCCGCCAUCUCCACCUCCACCAUCACCCCCACCACCAGUUUAUUCACCACCACCACCGCCACCAUCUCCCCCUCCACCAUCACCUCCACCUCCUCCCCCACCCGUUUAUUCGCCACCACCAUCUCCACCUCCUCCAUCACCAUUGCCUUAUUGUGUACGCUCACCUCCACCUCCACCACCAAAUUCCCCACCUCCUAAUUCUCCACCUCCACCGCUUGCUCACUCGCCUCCACCCCCUUCACCUUACUAUUACAAUUCACCACCACCUCCGCCCCCAAAUUCACCUCCUCCUCCACCAAAUUCGCCUCCUCCUCCACCAGUAUACAUAUACUCAUCACCUCCGCCACCAAAUUCACCUCCUCCUCCACCACCAACAUACGUAUAUUCUUCACCUCCUCCACCUCCUUCCCCAUUGCCUUGUAUAGAACCCCCUCCACCACCUCCUCCUUGCAUUGAACCACCCCCACCCCCCUCCCCUUCACCAUCUCCUCCUCCACCACCGGUUUAUCAUUACAAUUCUCCGCCCCCACCAUCUCCAUCUCCUCCACCACCAGUUUAUUAUUACAAUUCUCCACCCCCACCAUCUCCAUCUCCUCCACCACCAGUUUAUCAUUACAAUUCUCCGCCCCCACCAUCUCCAUCUCCUCCAUCACCAGUUUAUUAUUACAAUUCUCCACCCCCACCAUCACCACCACCUACUCCAGUAUAUGAAGGGCCAUUGCCACCAAUAAUAGGAGUUCAAUAUGCUUCACCACCUCCACCACCCUUUUAUUAAUUCUUUCAGAAAUUUCCACUAACUUAUCCUCAAAGCACAAAAUUAUCCCUACAAUUAUUAUUUCCUCGAACUCUUCAAGCCAUCAAUAAAAUCGAGCUAAUACGUGAUCACAAAGUUAAAAUGGCGUGACAGAAAGAAAGAAAAAAGAGGAGAAAGAUUCAGAUUUUAUUUUUGAAUUGUUAUCAAAUAGAUUGAAGUUGUGGAGCGAAUAAAUUGGCAAAGAAAAGAUAGAAACUUUCCAGGAAAAUGUAUGUAUAGAGAUCAUAAUCUGGGAUUAAAUCCAGUUUACAGUGCUUGCUGCAUCUGGUUUUUCUAUUUUGUGAGUUUUUAUUGUUAGAUUUUAGUUUCAUCAUACUUUGUUUUCUUUGUAUUUUUAUUUUUUUGGGUUUUUUUUUUUUUUCAAACUAUAGUAUAAUGAUGAGCAUUUUCUGUUUUACUUGUAUUGAUUCUCAGAAUUCAGAUUAUUCCUUUGUGUUU